ACUAUUCCUUCUUCAGUUGGGAACAUGAGCAGCUUAUUGGACCUAUGGUUGUUUGACAACGAACUUGAAGGUUCCAUUCCCGAUUCAAUCGGAAGGUUGGGCAAUUUAACCAGAUUAGCUCUUUAUGAGAACAAACUCUCUGGCCAUAUUCCUUCCACCAUAGGCAACUUGAGUAAGCUUGAGCUGUUAUACUUGUACCAGAAUCAGCUUAGUGGCCCAUUUCCAAGAGAAAUUGGGAAACUCGAAUCACUCACUGAUUUAGCUCUUUUUAGGAACAAGCUCUCUGGCCAUAUUCCUUUAACCAUAGGCAACUUGAGUGAGCUUAAGUUGUUACGAUUGUGCGAGAAUCAACUUAGUGGCUCAAUUCCGAGAGAAAUCGGAAAACUUGAAUCACUCAUUGAUUUAAGGUUGUUCAGCAACAUCUUCAGUGGUGUUCUUCCUAUUGAGAUGAACAAUCUCACAAAGCUAAUGAAUCUGCAGAUAUAUAAUAAUAGCUUCGUUGGCAACCUACCUCCCGAUGUAUGCCGGGGUGGUGUGCUUGUAAAUAUUUCUGUGGCUUCUAACUUCUUCACUGGGCCCAUUCCACGAAGCCAAAAGAAUUGCUCAACUCUAUUUAGAGUCACGCUCAACCACAACCAACUCACUGGAGACAUAUCGGAUGCGCUUGGCACAUACCCGAAUCUAAAUUAUCUUGAUUUGAGUUAUAAUGAGCUCCACGGAAUGCUCCCUGCAAAAAUUGGGCAAUACAACAAUUUGACCCUCUUGAGAAUCUCCAACAACAAAAUCUCUGGGGCGUUACCGUCGGAGGUUGGAAACAUGAAGAAACUUAACGUCCUUGAUCUCUCAAAAAAUCAUCUUUCUAGGGGAAUAACAAAAGGCCUUGCAAAACUGGAUGCACUUUUUGAACUUUCAUUGGAAAAUAACGAACUCAUGGGGAGCAUUCCUCCUGAGAUUGGGAUGAUUUUGACUUUGAGAAACCUUAGCCUCUCUAAGAACAGACUAGUGGGCCCCAUCCCUAAGCAACUUGGGAACUGUAUUGACAUGUUAUCCUUGAAUUUAAGUGGCAAUGAAUUGCAUGAUAGUAUUCCCGUCGAGAUAGGGAGACUACGAUCUCUAGAAAGCCUCGAUCAGUUUGGGCGGUUGCAAAGUUUAGAGACCCUAAACCUCUCACACAACAAUCUCUCUAGUGAGAUUCCAUCCACUUUCAAUGCUAUGGCAGGCUUGAGUACAGUUGAUGUCUCCUACAACCAGUUGGAGGGACCGAUACCUAAUAGUACAGCCUUCCAUAAUGCCUCAAUUGAUGUUGUGAGAGGUAAUAAAGGCUUAUGCGGAGAAAUUGUGGGUCUUAAGCCACGUCCUUUGAAGAUUCAAGCUAACAGUCACAGUGGAAAGGGAGAUCGAAAGUGGUUGGUGAUUUUGCUUCCUAUAAUUGCUCUUUUGCUUCUUUUUAUGGUCAUUUUUGGAUUUUGGUACGCUAUGAUUCGUCGGACCAAAAGAAAUGCAAAGGACCAAUUGGUAUCUACCAAUGAGAAUUUGUUUGCAAUAUGGAGCUAUGACGGAGUAAUAAUAUACGAGAACAUCAUCAAAGCCACGGAGGGAUUCGACUCAAAGUAUUGCAUUGGGUCUGGAGCAUACGGCAGUGUUUACAAGGCAAGGCUGUCAAGCAACCAGAUUGUUGCUGUGAAGAAAUUCCAUGUUUUGCCAGACGGAGACAUAGUUGGCACUACUAAGAUAUCACGACAAAAGGCUUUUAGGAGUGAAAUCCGUGCUUUGACAAAGAUCCGACACCGUAACAUUGUCAAACUCUACGGAUUUUGCUCAACGCCCAGGCACUCGUUUCUUGUGUACGAGUACUUGGAAGCUGGGAGCCUGGAAAGUUUAUUGAGCGACCAUGAGACUAUGGCAGGAAUCGGGUGGCUCGAGCGGGGAAAUGUGGUGAGAGGAGUGGCAGAUGCACUGUGUUACCUGCACCAUGAUUGUUCUCCGCCCAUAAUUCAUCGCGACAUUUCCAGCAAAAAUAUACUUCUAGACGCGGAAUACGAAGCCCAUGUCUCGGACUUCGGGACAGCAAGAUUUGUUAAACCGGAUUCCUUGAACUGGACUUCAUUUGCCGGCACAUUUGGAUAUGCCGCCCCAGAGCUCGCGUACACCAUGGAGAUAAAUGAGAAGAGCGAUGUCUAUAGCUUUGGAGUUGUAACCCUUGAGUUAUUCAUGGGAAGACAUCCGAGGGAUCUCAUAUCAUCCAUUCCGAGUCUCUGUGAUGUGCAGCUCAAGGAUAUACUGGACCAGCGUAUUCCAUAUCCCAAAGAUGAAACUAUGGCCGAUUUGAUUUGUGUGCUAGAUAUAGCAUUUUCAUGCUUAAGUUACAGACCGGAGUCCCGUCCCAGUAUGAAGCAAGUUUCUCAAGGUUUAUCCGCUCGAAGAUCCAACGUGCCUGAUUAUCCUUUGGAGAUCAAACUUGGAGAACUGUUCAAUUUGAGAGGCUUGGUUUCGUGAAAGGUUCCUCUUUUGCCCAUUCAGUUUCCCUAUAUUUAAAGAAUAUAUGUACAUAGUAUACCUUCAUUACGUUGGGAAGCAUGCUUGAUUAUUGUCUUGUUAUUACCUUUAAUUACUGUGCUUUCAAGAAGAUAGCAUUUCCAUGCUUAUGCUGCAGUCUAAUUACACAUCCGAAUUUGAAGAAGUUUCUUGAAGUCUAUAUGCUCGAAGAUCCACCAUGGCAGAGUGAUUCUCGGAGAUCAAACUAGGAGUAGCUCAUUUGAGGGACUUGAUUUUGUGAAACUUUGAUCUUGUAUAUCGUUUCUUUGUUACUUAAUUAACGAUAGAACCCAUCCCGCGUGUGCAUGGAUCUUGUAGAUCUUUGGUACUGUUUUUUCCUCACUUCCUCGUUCGGAUUGUCAUGCUAGUGAUUAUAAUGUACCGGUAGGCAUAUAUACAACAUCGAUAUACAUAUCUUCUGCUGCAUUUCAUGACAUUUUCAGAAGCGGAGUUGGUUAAAUCUUUUGUCGGAAUUUCUAUGCUUGAAUGGUAAUGAGACUGAGAUCCUAUGGAUCUCAUAUUUGAAUUCUCCGUACUGGAUUUACUUCAUACUCGGUGGGGCUAGGAUUCAAAACACGAAUGCUUACAAACAGAACGAAACCGUCCUGUUGCCCCUAUAUUUAGCAAAUCCAUGAAAUUUACAUUU
Molecule: messenger RNA, 3181 nt
Organism: Punica granatum (pomegranate)
Lineage: Eukaryota; Viridiplantae; Streptophyta; Magnoliopsida; Myrtales; Lythraceae
Source: RefSeq, a predicted model, not a curated record